AUGUAUAGCCAUGUAUUACCAUGUACAGCCAUGUAUUACCAUGUAUAGCCAUGUAUAGCCAUGUAUUACCAUUUAUCACCAUGUAUUGUCAUGUAUUACCAUGUAUUAUUAUGUAUCACCAUGUAUUACCAUGUAUAGCCAGGUAUAGCCAUGUAUAGCCAUUUAUAGCCAUGUAUUACCAUGUAUCACCAUGUAUUACCAUGUAUAGCAAUGUAUAGACAUGUAUAGCCAUGUAUAGCCAUGUAUUACCAUGUAUCACCAUGUAUUACCAUGUAUAGCCAUGUAUAGCCAUGUAAUGUCAUGUAUAGCCAUGUAUUACCAUGUAUCACCAUGUAUUGCCAUGUAUACCCAUGUAUAGCUAUGUAUAGCCAUGUAUUGCCAUGUAUACCCAUGUAUAGCCAUGUAUACCCAUGUAUAGCCAUGUAUUGCCAUGUAUUACCAUGUAUUGCCAUGUAUGACCAUGUAUCACCAUGUAUUACCAUGUAUAGCCAUGUAUAGCCAUGUAUAGCCAUGUAUAGCCAUGUAUUACCAUGUAUCACCAUGUAUUACCAUGUAUAGCAAUGUAUAGCCAUGUAUAGCCAUGUAUAGCCAUGUAAUGUCAUGUAUAGCCAUGUAUUACCAUGUAUCGCCAUGUAUUGCCAUGUAUACCCAUGUAUAGCCAUGUAUAGCCAUGUAUAGCCAUGUAUUGCCAUGUAUUACCAUGUAUUGCCAUGUAUUACCAUGUAUCACCAUGUAUUACCAUGUAUAGCCAUGUAUAGCCAUGUAUAGCCAUGUAUUACCAUGUAUCACCAUGUAUUACCAUGUAUAGCAAUGUAUAGCCAUGUAUAGCCAUGUAAUGUCAUGUAUAGCCAUGUAUAGCCAUUUAUAGCCAUGUAUUACCAUGUAUCACCAUGUAUUACCAUGUAUAGCCAUGUAAUGUCAUGUAGAGCCAUGUAUUACCAUAUAUCACCAUGUAUUACCAUGUAUCACCAUGUAUUGCCAUGUAUACCCAUGUAUAGCCAUGUAUAGCCAUGUAUAGCCAUGUAUUGCCAUGUAUUACCAUGUAUUGCCAUGUAUGACCAUGUAUCACCAUGUAUUACCAUGUAUAGCCAUGUAUAGCCAUGUAUUACCAUGUAUUACCAUGUAUAGCAAUGUAUAGCCAUGUAUAGCCAUGUAUAGCCAUGUAAUGUCAUGUAUAGCCAUGUAUUACCAUGUAUCACCAUGUAUUUCCAUGUACACCCAUGUAUAGCCAUGUAUACCUAUGUAUAGCCAUGUAUACCCAUGUAUAGCCAUGUAUUGCCAUGUAUAGCCAUGUAUUGCCAUGUAUACCCAUGUAUAGCCAUGUAUACCGAUGUAUACCGAUGUAUAGCCAUGUCUUGCCAUGUAUUACCAUGUAUUGCGAUGUAUGACCAUGUAUCACCAUGUAUUACCAUGUAUAGCCAUGUAUAUCCAUGUAUAGCCAUGUAUUACCAUGUAUCACCAUGUAUUGCCAUGUAUACCCAUGUAUAGCCAUGUAUACCCAUGUAUAGCCAUGUAUUGCCAUGUAUUACCAUGUAUAGCAAUGUAUAGCCAUGUAUAGCCAUGUAAUGUCAUGUAUAGCCAUGUAUAGCCAUGUAUAGCCAUGUAUUACCAUGUAUCACCAUGUAUUACCAUGUAUAGCAAUGUAUAGCCAUGUAUAGCCAUGUAAUGUCAUGUAUAGCCAUGUAUUACCAUGUAUCGCCAUGUAUUGCCAUGUAUACCCAUGUAUAGCCAUGUAUACCCAUGUAUAGCCAUGUAUUGCCAUGUAUAGCCAUGUAUUGCCAUGUAUACCCAUGUAUAGCCAUGUAUACCCAUGUAUAGCCAUGUAUUGCCAUGUAUUACCAUGUAUUGCCAUGUAUUACCAUGUAUCACCAUGUAUUACCAUGUAUAGCCAUGUAUAGCCAUGUAUAGCCAUGUAUAGCCAUGUAUUACCAUGUAUAACCAUGUAUUACCAUGUAUAGCCAUGUAUAGCCAUGUAUAGCCAUGUAUAGCCAUGUAUUGCCAUGUAUAGCCAUGUAUUACCAUGUAUACCCAUGUAUAGCCAUGUAUACCCAUGUAUAGCCAUGUAUACCCAUGUAUAGCCAUGUAUUGCCAUGUAUUACCAUGUAUUGCCAUGUAUUACCAUGUAUCACCAUGUAUUACCAUGUAUAGCCAUGUAUAGCCAUGUAUAGCCAUGUAUUACCAUGUAUAGCCAUGUAUUGCCAUGUAUAGCCAUGUAUUGCCAUGUAUACCCAUGUAUAGCCAUGUAUACCCAUGUAUACCCAUGUAUAGCCAUGUAUUGCCAUGUAUUACCAUGUAUUGCCAUGUAUGACCAUGUAUCACCAUGUAUUACCAUGUAUAGCCAUGUAUAGCCAUGUAUUACCAUGUAUUACCAUGUAUUACCAUGUAUAGCAAUGUAUAGCCAUGUAUAGCCAUGUAUAGCCAUGUAAUGUCAUGUAUAGCCAUGUAUUACCAUGUAUCACCAUGUAUUUCCAUGUACACCCAUGUAUAGCCAUGUAUACCUAUGUAUAGCCAUGUAUACCCAUGUAUAGCCAUGUAUUGCCAUGUAUAGCCAUGUAUUGCCAUGUAUACCCAUGUAUAGCCAUGUAUACCCAUGUAUACCGAUGUAUAGCCAUGUAUUGCCAUGUAUUACCAUGUAUUGCGAUGUAUGACCAUGUAUCACCAUGUAUUACCAUGUAUAGCCAUGUAUAUCCAUGUAUAGCCAUGUAUUACCAUGUAUCACCAUGUAUUGCCAUGUAUAGCAUGUAUAGCCAUGUAUAGCCAUGUAUUGCCAUGUAUUACCAUGUAUUGCCAUUUAUUACCAUGUAUCACCAUGUAUUACCGUGUAUAGCCAUGUAUAGCCAUGUAUAGCCAUGUAUUACCAUGUAUCACCAUGUAUUACCAUGUAUAGCAAUGUAUAGCCAUGUAUACCUAUGUAUAGCUAUGUAUACCCAUGUAAUGCCAUGUAUUGCCAUGUAUACCCAUGUAUAG
Molecule: messenger RNA, 2967 nt
Organism: Porites lobata
Lineage: Eukaryota; Metazoa; Cnidaria; Anthozoa; Scleractinia; Poritidae
Source: the annotation of a GenBank genome assembly